Messenger RNA from Quercus lobata, 2774 nucleotides. Its product is annotated as Glycosyl hydrolase family 47 protein. Gene Ontology annotation, biological process: mannose trimming involved in glycoprotein ERAD pathway; endoplasmic reticulum mannose trimming; carbohydrate metabolic process. Gene Ontology annotation, molecular function: mannosyl-oligosaccharide 1,2-alpha-mannosidase activity; calcium ion binding. Gene Ontology annotation, cellular component: membrane; endoplasmic reticulum. NCBI's taxonomy places the organism in Eukaryota, Viridiplantae, Streptophyta, Magnoliopsida, Fagales, Fagaceae. The record is from RefSeq and is a predicted model, not a curated record.
ACUGAGUAAAAUUUUCCCACCCCACAUCGCCAUCAUUUUUCAACUCUAGAGAUUUUUCACGUUUUACAAACAGGAAUGUGCAAAUGCAAUCAAUAAGCUAAAGCAAAAGCGCGCAGUAGAGAAAAACAAAGCAAAACAAAAGCGUAUGUCUUUGUUCAAAGUGACACUGUGAGAGAGAGAGAAGCAAUGGAAGUUCCAAAACGGUGCUUUGAAAUCCUCUUGCUGUUGUUGUUAUUGGUCUCAGCCAAUCCCAACGCUUUCAUACAUAGAGCUCUCGCUGAGGGCGUCACUCCUGAGGAAGCUAAACAGCUCCGAGACGAGGUGCGUGGAAUGUUCUACCAUGCUUUUAAUGGAUAUAUGGAGCAUGCCUUUCCUCUUGAUGAAUUAAGACCUCUCUCAUGUGGAGGGGAAGAUACACUAGGUGGUUAUGCAUUAACUUUGAUUGAUUCCUUAGACAUGCUGGCUUUACUUGGUGACUGGGAACAUUUUGCUUCCUCUGUUGAAUGGAUUGGUAAAAACCUUCAGUUUGAUAUAAAUAAGACAGUAUCUGUGUUUGAGACUACUAUCCGUGUUCUUGGAGGUUUACUCUCUGCUCAUCUUAUUGCGAGUGAUUAUGCUACGGGCAUGAAAAUCCAAUCCUAUGACAAUCAGUUACUUAACUUAGCGGAGGAUCUGGCCCGUAGAUUGUUACCUGCAUUUGACACGCCUACAGGCAUUCCAUUUGGAUCUGUCAACCUUUUGCAUGGCGUUGAUGAACAUGAAAGCAAGAUAACAUCCACAGCCGGUGGUGGGACUCUGACCUUGGAAUUCGGAGUGCUUAGCCGUUUGACGAAUGAUCCCAUUUUUGAACAAGUUACCAAGAAUGCAGUUCGUGGACUUUGGGCGCGUCGUUCAAAGUUGAAUUUAGUUGGUGCUCAUAUCAAUGUUUUUACAGGUGAAUGGACACAAAAGGAUGCUGGAAUAGGAACUAGUAUUGACUCCUUCUAUGAGUACCUCCUAAAGGCUUAUUUAUUAUUUGGAGACGAGGAGUAUUUGUUCAUUUUCCAAGAAGCUUAUGCAGCUGCUAUGCACUAUCUUUACAAUGAUCCUUGGUAUGUGGAAGUCAAUAUGGAUUCUGCUGCUAUUGUCUGGCCAUUGUUUAACAGUUUGCAGGCGUUCUGGCCAGGCCUUCAGGUUUUAGCUGGGGACAUUGAUCCUGCAAUUCGAACGCACAAAGCCUUCUUUAGUGUAUGGAAAAGAUAUGGUUUCACUCCGGAGGGUUUUAAUCUUGCUACUCUCAGUGUUCAGCAAGGGCAAAAAAGUUAUCCACUGCGUCCAGAGUUAAUAGAGAGCACAUAUUGGCUCUAUAAAGCAACCAGAGAUCCCAGAUAUCUUGAUGUUGGAAGGGACAUGGUUGCCAGCUUGCAGUAUGGGGCCCGAUGCCCUUGUGGAUACUGUCAUAUAUCAGAUGUAGAGUUUCACAAGCAGGAAGAUCACAUGGAAAGCUUUUUCCUAGCUGAGACUGUUAAAUACUUGUGGCUUCUUUUCGAUUUGGCCGUUGGUCCAGAUAACCUCGUUGAAAAUGGGCCAUACAAAUACAUCUUUAGCACUGAAGGCCACUUAUUGCCCGCAACCCCUCAGAUAUCCCUGUUGCGUGAACAUUGUUCAUAUAUUGGGGCUUUUUGUAAAAGUUCUGAUUAUAAUCAGGAAUCUCAUACAUCAGACAUUGCCACUGAUCCUCAUGAAGCUAAUGGUAGUGGAUCCAAUGAAGGUCAAGUUCACUCUAGAUUUUCUUCAUCUUCCACUUUUUUCGAGUCAACACUCACAUCAGGGAUGGUAAAGGGAUUUUGCCCUGGACUUUCUCAUGGACAGAAGUUUGGGAUAACAUACUUGGAGCCCGUUGAUACAACUAACCAGUAUGAGUCUGCAAACAAAAGAGAACCAAAUAUUUUGCAGAGCCACUCAAUGGCGGUGGUUCCAAACCAAGGUUCUGAUUACUCACAUUCUAACAAUGACAAUGACCAUGACAAUUUACAGGAAAACCUAGGAUCUGAGAAUGAGCUGCCUCAUCCAUCUCAAAUAUGAGGAAGGCAUUUUGGGGUGUUAAUGGAACUCUUGGAAAUCAAGGUAAUUGGUUGGAGCAUGACCCUGAAUCAUUUGGAUAUCAGCCUUCUACAUCCUGCUUCCUAUUUUGCUAUGAGAUGGCAUGAACUUUAAAUGGAUCUGACAUGUUAAAACUUUUUCAGGCUAAUUGGAUGCCUAGAACAAGUGGGGUUCUUUUUGUGUUAUGCAAAUUAUGAUCAUAGGUCUGAGCUAUUCGGCAGUUGUUAAUAGAAUGAGCAUAGAGCUUGAGGAUAGAAAUACAAGUAGGUCUGUCUGAUAUGUUGCUGGUUUUCCGCUCCUGGAAGUGAGACUUGAUCACUGGAAUUUGAUCAGCUUUAUGCCCAUGUGGCAAAAUGGAGCUGAAUUUUGUAUGUCCUUUUUUCUUUAUUGCGGGUAUCAAAAGAUUAAUUGUGGUGGAGGGCUCAUCAGCCUAGGGGUGGAUGGUGCAAAUAUGGGACGAACACAGCUCAAAAGUUGCUAGAAGGGGGCCAACAUUUUAACCGUCGAAUUUGUUUAUUUUAACAGUCAUUAAUGGGUUGGUGGCCAUUGCUUGAACUCAAGCGUUUCCUGCUAAGACUCAGUCUAGAAAAUCAAUAUUUUCAUUUGGAACAUUGUCACCCAUGAAAUUAUUUGAUUAUGCCAUUUUUCUGAAGGCCCUCGGUGGAUGAAGAUUGAGAGAUCAUUGUUGUUUA